Messenger RNA from Mycena citricolor, 14975 nucleotides. NCBI's taxonomy places the organism in Eukaryota, Fungi, Basidiomycota, Agaricomycetes, Agaricales, Mycenaceae. The record is from the annotation of a GenBank genome assembly.
UACUGUAGAAUCCGAAACAGAGUCCGGAACGUCAACAGUACCCGCUCAAAAUAUCAUCUUGAGUGCUGUGGCUUACUGUGAGUUGACAAAUGUCCAAAUUCUUAUGUACAAUCUCCUAACAAAUAUCGGAUAUCUUCCGCCGGCUCGGAGCGUCAGCGUCUCUCACCCAGAUCGAUUCAGGUUCGCUGGAUGCCUGCCCCUCAACAAACUCCCCCAGCGGUUCUAGCUCCCGGUUCCCGGAAAUCUCCACCCCCGAGCUUAUUUCCGGGGGAACUAACGAGCGUCCGCCCGGGUCGCAGUUGGACCCAUCGACCACACACUCGUAGGGUAGAGUGUGUACAUACUGAAGCCCAUACGGCUAGCCAAUUAAUGUAACAGAGAGAUGUCCAUUUAUCGUCUGAGCGACAGCCUCCGGAAACAGGUUCGUUUGAUGCGCCAUCCAGCGGCGGUGGCAAAUGAUGGGCGGCGGUGAUGGAUGACGAUGAUGAGAUGUGUACCCGAAUCAUUCCUUCGCGACCUGGAAUUCACUCCCACGUCACAUGCGUUGAAGGCUCCAAAACCAGCAGAAUGCGAUAAAUACGUAUGUACAGGGUUACAUUUAUUUUGGUGUUUCAUGAUCAUCUAGGAUUCAGAUUAAGAAAUUGUAUCUAGGAGAAGACGGUAGGUAAAAUUAAGUGCGGUGGACGAAGGUAGAAUAUGAUAAUGAUAGCGGAGAAGAAAGGGAAGGCUAGGCAGUAAGGACAGAGGUCAGAAGUCCGCUCGGAAGUAUAUGCAAGAGGGGGGCUGAUCGUAAUCGUAGCAAUUCAUGGGUCACGGACAAGACAAGAAGGAGAGAGAAACCAAAAAAGAAAGGCAAGACGAAGAGGAGAGAGAUAGAGAUAGUGAGAGUGAGAGUGAGUAUGAGGUAAAAAACGGUGUGGUGGUGGUGGUAGUACAGCAAAGUCCGUGGAGAAGAGAUGUGGUUGGUGUGCGAAGUACAACACCCAGCGGCCGCGCUGGGAAAAGCAAGCAAGCAAGUCGUCGUCGCCCGUCGUCGUCGUCAUGCUGAUCGUGCAUCAUACAUCGGGCAUCCCUUCUUCAGGCUGUCACACACUCGCUGAGCCGCGUCGGGAUGUACGGCCGCCCGCCGCACUCGUCCUCGUACCCGUUCCCGAGCGGUGCUGCACGCGACCCGCACACGGACCGCGGCCGCCCGACGGCGUUGAUGCGGUUCAACAGCGUGCGCGCGAGCAGCCGCGAGCGUGAGUCAGAGGAACUGUAGUGCCGCGCCAUAUAAGGCGUCGGGGCCCCGGGGCAUGGGCUGCCGGGUUGCGGAGCGAGUGCGGGUUUGGUGUGGCGCGGGGGUGCGGAGCAGGAGGAGGAUGGAAUAGAAGGGAGUUGUAGGGACAUGGAUGCGAGGGAGGCACGGGUGCAUCCUGAGCCCGCUGAAAAUGAGGGUGAACGUCGGCGGCCGCGCACGACCGGUGCAGCAGGCAGAGACACUGGCUCGGCCACUACUGCUGGUGCUGCUGCGGGCUUGUUUUGUGCAUUGGCGUCUUCGCAGAAUGGGUCGAAGCGUCUCGCGGGGAGGCGCUGCGGCUGCUGCUGUUGCUGCUCGUGGGAGGUCGAGCUUGGCGGUGCCGCUGUCAAGCUGAGAAGCUUGAGCCGGGGUUUUUGCGGCGGCGGCGGUGCGAGCUUCGGUGCAUCUAGUGUGUAAAAGGUGGCUUUGGGGAGGUCGAAGGUGAGGGUGCUGGACCGUUUGGUGUUCCAUGCUGCACCGGACGUGUGCAGAGGGAGUGGGGUCCAAGGAGAAGAGAGGACGGUGAGGGUAAUGGUCGCCAUUGGAAGAGAAAAGUGGGAGAAAGAGAAACAGCGACGACCGUGCUCGUAAGGGCUGAGAAAAGGGAGGGAGCUGGCUGGACUGGCAGGCAGCGGCGGAAUGAGGGAGAAGCAACCCUGCGUCAGCCGUCGCUUUUGAAGCGAUCGAUCGACGGUCGCCUAACCGAGAAGGGCAACGAGCCGGAUCACUUCGGCACGUGUUCCUGUCCCCCUUCAAACGUCGACUUGAAUUUCGCAUGCUUCGCUCUAGCCCCAUUUUGGGAUGAAGUGAACUCUUGUACCCAACUGAGCAACGCCCGAGCUCAUUGUUCUCCGCUCCGUUCACUUUCGCCGUCCGGAGCCAGGAUGAUCCUCGCAGUUCAGUUCCCUAUCAGCAGCAGCAGCAGCCAGUCGGCGUCGCAUCAGAGCGACUGACGUCGGUGUCACUGUGUGUCACCGUCACCAUGCAGCAGUGUCAUCCCGACAUCUGUACGUCCCCCGCCAUCUCGAGGGCUCUCGCACAGCUCAGAUCGUAUGCAUACAUAUGUUAUUACGCACACUGCACCGCCCUUGGCGGUAUGCAUGUGCCAACGGGGUCACCCUCCGCAUUCAUCUUGCCUGAAGCGGAAGAUCCAAAUCCGCGGGGGGCCUCCCUUGCUCCACACUCCAUCCGCUACGUAGUUGCGUUACUUGGCGACCGCGCGCAAGCAAACCCGCACAGUCCAGCCUCUAUCAUCCUGGCUUCACGGAAUGCAAGCUCUGGCAUCCCCGGCCCUUACGCAACGCAAUGCAACGCAACGCAACAUUCAUCUUUAAUGCAAGCUACGACGAGUCCGGCCGGGGGUGCCUCAGUAGGGUUACUUCCGGACUGUUUGUUAUUUGCACACCAGACCUAUGCUUCGCCCGCCCGUCCGUCCGUGGUUCCUGGUCGAACCGAAACUGGGCGUGUGCCGCUCCGGAUCCUUGUUUCGCGAGCCGCGCUAUCACCGCGCGGGGAUGCUUCUCGUCUGCCUCGCGGCCCAUCGGAUUUUCGAUUCGUUGUUCUUCCCAACCCGACCCUCUGCACGCCCUGCUGUUUGGCGCGCAUCAAUUACAUUGUCUGCUCGUCCAUUGUUCCCGAACAGGAAAGUGCUCGCCCUCUGGCAAUUGUCCUGCGGCUAGGGACAAUUAGCCAGACGCUCUGCAGUCCUCGCGUCGCGCGCGGACAUCGAUCUGUGGAUAUGCGCGGCCCUGCCUUCUUGCUUUUUAUCUGCAGCUCCACUGCGGCCUCGCUGUCGCGCCUCUUGUUGUCCUUGUUCUUGUCUAUCCCAAUCCUGCGCUGCAAGCGAAGAACAAUGCGUGGGAAGCAGAGGUGGCCUGCGCACAUGCACUUCUCGAUCUGCGGCUCCGUCAUCUGGCUGGGCGUUCUUUGUCUCGGAUGCUGUUCAUCUUCGCUUGGCUGCACUUCCUCUUGUUCCGCCUGCGGGCAUCGGACCGCAUACGUACCGUCGACAUACAGUACAUUGCGUGUCGACACUUUAUUCCCGUUGUCGCCGAGUCCGGUCUUGUCACUCCAACUGAGGUCUCGCAACAAAGAUGUCUCGCAGAAAGCACAUGCGCGCACCAAUUCUUACAGUACUCAAGCACGAUAAGCACCAGCACCUGAUGACCCCGAGAUUCUUGCUUGUGCUCUGCAAGGUUGAUCACCGAUUCCACGUUUUCUGAUUUCCUCGUCCGCGGAUCCAGCACCGGACGACGCUCUGCACCCGCACCGCGACCACACCGAUCCCCACUCAAUCAAUCAUCAAUCGUCAGCCGGUCGUAACAAAUCGAGCGUCGUCGCGCAGAUCCCGCGUGCUCUGUCCCCGUGCACCGGCUCCAUGAUCCAUGCGCUGCCGGUUGCAUCAGCCCCGCAUCCAUGGCGCGGCACCCGGCUGCGCUCGCCAGCCAUCAUCGGGCACCCCCGAGACGAACCUGGCGUAUGUACGCGACGCCUGACUUGACUAUGCCGUUGGUGUCACGGCCACUGGCUCAGUGCUCUGACGCGAGAGGACACCGCCCGGGUCCGGCAGUCUCGCACUCCGAUCCGACUCAUGCUGGCUGCGUUCGUGAUGUUACGGAGGUCGGGGCGCGUUGCUUGCCGGCGUGAUGGGACCCAGCUCCAGGGAGAAUCCGGAGAUACAUAUGCUGCGCAUCAGUGGCAUGGUAUCGUGGAGCAUUCGAUCAGUGAGUCAGUGAGUGAGUGACUGGGUGAGUGAGUAACCCACGAUCGGGCGAUGCGGAGGGCGGUGCCGGACAGGACCCAGCCACGGAGAGAGCUUCAAAGACGUCACCGAGUCCGCGCCCGCGCCGUUCUGGAGAGCAGCCUGGGCUGCCGUCGGGGAGACCGGGAUGCUGCAGGGUGCUGAUACUCCGGCUACGACCGAGCGACGGUUCCAGUAAUUACAGUACGCUUUUCUCCAUGGACCAUCGCAUGUUUCCCUGUGCCUGGUCGACGGCGCCGAGCGCGAGCUUGGGCGGCGCUGAGGUCACUGGCUGCCGUAACGUCCUCCAGGGUCAGGAUAUUAGCACCGGGGGUCCGGCAACGGCAGACCUGAUGAUGACGACUUACGGUACUUACACGAGGAUGUGGCUAAAUCAGUCUUCAGACCGGACUGCCUCUACUCAGCUUUGACCGACUGCGCAGCCCAAUCAGGUGCGCGCACUUACUCGCACUGCUCUUCUCGAAUACUGCGGCAUCUUCAUAAUCCGACGGCAGCCCCCCUCGAAAAUAACACGGGAUCUCUUAUUUAUACUCCGGCGCCCAAUUGGCUCGAUAGGGCCGGAGUGCUCACCGCGUAGUUCAUCGAUACAAAUUGCUUCUUCCACGGGUCAGAAUGGCGACAGCCAAGUACCCUAACUGGGAGAACAAGUUGUCAAUAGGAGCAAGCACCCGUCUCAUGCCUGGCGGACUUGGGCGUUUCUGAUCAGGCCGCCGCGCGUAGAGCAAGAAAAUUCACGUUCUUCCGACAGAAAUAUGUGUUCAGUGUUUUAAAUUUACAUUGCCAAAUCGGUGUCUUCAAAUUAAACCGGCCUCAGAUCACGUGCAACCUUUGUUGAAGACCGCCCCGCCUGGAAGCCAUGUCGAAAGUGUUCUUUCUAUCGAAUCGCGCCUUGUGAGGCAUUCGACGGCACAUACUCAUGCUGGUGAUAUCCAAAUCAAGAUAAUGACCGCUGCACCGGCAGCAAGUUGCCCUCUACAUAACCCCACUUUUGUUCUCGUGACCUCAGGCUUCAUGGCCCAAGGGCGAACCAACGCUCUCAUGUGCCUUUGAGGGUCUCGGGUCCGACGGCCGAGUGUUAGCCAGGGCUUCUCUACAGCCGCGUCAAGUCCGCUCGAUUCCUCACGCUCCAAUCGAUACAAAGGCCCCUGUCUUCGCUCGCUCUCCCGCGCACACGCACAGUAAAGAUGAGCCCUCCUGCGACUCGGACGUUCCGCAUCGUGUGCAUCCCCGGCGACGGAAUCGGGGUCGACAUCACCGAUGCGGCCGUGCAAGUGCUCACCACGCUCGCCGCGACGUACGGCACCUUCGCGUUCACGUUCGACACGCUCGACUGGAGCUCGAGCAACUACAAGGCGCGCGAGUACUACGCGCCGGAGGGCGGCGUCGAGGGGCUGAAGAAGUACGACGCGAUUUAUUUCGGCGCGGUCGGGUGGCCAGACGUGCCGGACCACAUAUCGCUGUGGCAGAUGAUCCUCCCGAUCCGCACGACGCUCGACCAGUACGCGAACGUGCGCCCGACGCGCAUCCUGCGCGGCACGGCCUCGCCGCUCGCUGCGUGCGCCGCGGACCCGGGCCUGCUCGACUGGGUGAUCGUGCGCGAGAACAGCGAGGGCGAGUACGCGGGGCACGGCGGGACGACGCCGUCCAGCGCGCACGCCGCGCACACCGUCGCGACGGAAGUAAGCAUCUUCACGCGCGUCGGCAUCGAGCGCAUCAUGCGCUUCGCGUUCGAGACAGCGCUGAGCCGCCCGCGGAGGAAGCUGACGAUGGUCACGAAGAGUAACGCGCAGCGCCAUGGGAUGGUGCUCUGGGACGCUGUGUUCCACCAGGUCGCUAAGGAAUAUGACGGGCGAGUCGAGUACGACAAGAUGCUCGUUGACGCUAUGACAGUGCGGAUGGUCAACCGGCCCCAGAGCCUCGACACGAUCGUCGCGACGAACCUGCACGCCGACAUCCUGAGCGACCUCGCCGCCGCCCUCGCCGGCAGCAUCGGUAUCGCCCCGAGCAGCAACCUCGAUCCCACGCGCCGCUUCCCCAGCAUGUUCGAGCCGAUCCACGGCAGUGCACCCGACAUCGCCGGGCAGGGCAUCGCGAAUCCCGUCGGCGCGUUUUGGAGCGCUGCGGAGAUGGUCCGGUGGCUGGCCGGCUCCGAUGGAUCGAGCAACAGCGUCGGGAUAGUCGAGGGGCCCGGUGUCGGGAAUAUGGUGGCGGCAGCCGAUUGUCUGAUGCAAGCCAUCGAAAACGUCACCGGGGCUGGGGUAAAGACAAGGGAUCUGGGAGGAUCGCAUGGGACAGCGGAGGUGACGGAAGCUGUAUGCGCUGAAAUCAGUCGGGUGUACGCACAGAAAUUGUAGCUCACUUAUGCAUUACGUGGAAUCAUACCACCAAGAGCGGUCACGUUGAUCUGUCGGACAACCCAGAGCCCCGUAAAUAAAGUCGAAUCUCGGAUCCUCUCCACCUCCUUCAUCUGCCGCUCGGUCACAGUCACGAUCUCGACCGCUCUCAGCUCUCCAAUGACAUCCGGUGCGAUCCGAUGGCCCGCGAGACGCGAGCUGAUCAUAUGCUCGAGCUCGCCGUGCGUCACAAACGGGCCCAGCUGCAACUCGAGGCGUUCCAGCCAGGGACACAACAGGACGGGGUCGGCGCCUCCCGCGGCCGGAUACGCCAGCGCGCGCAGGAACGAGUUGUCGAUGGGCACCGGCGUCCCGGGGAUGUCCGACGCGAUGGACAGCGCGGUGAGCGAGGGCGACACCCGGAGCAGCACCGCGGCGAUCUCCGCGUGCGCCAGGCGCGAGACGAACAGGUCCCGGAGCGAGAGCGUUCUGAGCGCGCACCCCGAGCGCGCGAGGAAGCGCAUGAACUGCGCGUGGUCCCACCGCAUCGUGAUCGAGCGCGUCCCGAGCUCCAGCGACUGCAGCGCCGGCGCGACGAGCAGCCGGAUGAGCCGCUCCACGCCGUGCUGCGACGCGAGCUUCAGCGCCGCGAGGCGCGGCAUGAGCACCGGCAGCAGCGGGUCGAAGCCCGGCAGGACGCUCUGCAGCUGAUGCCGCACAUCGAGCAGGUGGCACUCCUCCAAUGCCGGGCUGGACUGCAGCACAGACAGACACGCCAGCUCGGACAGCUGCGCUUCGAGCCGCAGAUACGUGAGCUGUCCCCACGGCACGUGGGACAAGUACUGCGGGGGCAGCUGGCCCCGGUGCAUGGUCAGCGACCGCAGGUUGGGCGAACGGUCUCCGGAUAUGACGUGCGCCAGCCAGGGGAUCGUGAAUCCCACAGCCGGUGAUGGAGGCGACCAGGACGAGGGGCUGAGCUCGAGGCGUUCGAGCAGCGGCGCUCCUUGCGAUGUCAACGCAGCGUGGACGGACGCUGGCGGUGCACGGCUCUGCAGAUCCAGCGACACGGCUCUCCAGCGAUGCAGAUGGCGCAGGAGGAGCUCCAUGACAGACUCGACUCUGCCCUGCUCCGCUCUCGUGGUCUUCAAUUCUGGCCGACGCGUCACCACAGAUAGUGUCAAGGGAUGCGCUUUAGAGAGAUCCAGGAACCGGUUGAUCACUGUUUCGGGAGGAGAGGACGACGAAUAGUCCACCACGACCUCGAAUGUCGACCAGAGCAGAGAUAUGUUGAGGGACACCUCUCUCCACUGUUUGCACGUCUGUGAGACAUUCAACGGAACGUCGCAGCGCGUUUUCGGAUAUAAAACGGGACCAGAAACACAGUGGGUGAAUAUCACUUCGAGCAAUUCGGGUGGAAGGUCGCCGAUCGACAUGAGAGCGGCUGAUCAACGUUCAACAGCAACAGUUACAUAGACUAUCGUCUGUAAUGGUCUGUAACAACCACGUGGCUGCAUGUCACGCGUCCAUCAAGUUCUCGCCGCUGUUUUCCGACUGAACAUUCUGAUGCUGGGUGGCAACACGGCCAAUGAUUGGUCGUGUUCGCGACCAAAAUUUGGCUCUGCCUGUGCCGCAAAGCUCCAGCAGAGGUUGCGGGUGCAAUUGUAAUUCCAUACAGGACAGAACACGGGGGCACCAUUCUUCGUCACUUUCCACCAUAGUCGGCAAGGUCCGAUUGCCCUUAUGGGCAAAUCCUAAUAAAUGGAUGCGUUGAUAUAUGUAUGCGCUGUGCCAAAAACCUCCAGAUCAUCUCCUCUGCCGUAGAACCUUGCCUGUCUUCACGGCCUGUCCUUUCGAUUUCUUCUCGGAAUCUUUCAGCAGUUUUUUCUCCUUCACUUGGCGCAGAUGCUUGACAGUCAGUACCCAGUCGGAGGUGUCCAGCUCCUCCCUGCCCUCGUUGUACAACUGCUGCUCCUCCUGCGGGCUGAGCAGAGCUAGUGACUGCCGCCUGCCGUUGCGCCAGAGGAUGAUUUGCACGAGAGCUUGAGGCAGCAGAACGUCCAGACAGUACUGAUGAAGUCUGUUCGGCAACCUUUGCGUGUGUAGGAGCAGUGAAACUUACGGAAAGCUUGUCCACUUCGGUGAGGCUCUCGAAACCCUCGCAGCCAGUCUGUGCCAUCAGCCGUUCCGGCACGGCCUCAUCCUGUCUGACACUCAGCGCCGUCCUCAUGCAUGAGCCGGAUAGAAGAUCGAUCUCACCUCGUCGCCCGCGAUCGUAAAGGACGAAGUGGGCGGGUCCAAUACAGGCGAGGAUGGUUGCCCCACGCCCUCUGUCGGUGUAGGUGAGGGUGCGCUGUGCGGGACGCUUGCAGACUGGAAUGUGUGUGAGCUUGAUACGUUGGACGUCCGUUUGACAAGGGUACCUCAGAGUCACGCUCUUCUCUGACCUGCUGAUCCACAUGUCGACUGUUUCGCUCCAGCCGCACGCACCAUUCCACUAUCAGUUUCCCUAGCUUCUCUACCUGUCUCGGAUCCAAAAGUCCACGGAUCGACGCUUUCUUGGCCAGAGCCAGUCUCGUGUUGCCCCCCGCUAAGAAGUGCAGAUGAGCCUCGCGCGCGGGGGCAUAUUCAUCCCUGAGGAUAGCUUGUAGAACAGGUUUCGUAUGCACGAAUUGCUGCCGCAGGUCCAGAGCCGAGAACCUCGGUCCGUCGGGCGGGGGAUCAAGAGGCUGGGGACUGCUUUCACGUGUCCAAGAAUCCUCCUCCUCUUCGUCGUCGCCGUCCGCGUCAUUGACGGCGUCCGUGACCUCACUAGCGAAAGUGCCCAAAAAGCAUGUCCCAAAGCCGGGCUCGUCGAAAGUGUAGAAGAGAUCUCGUGUGAUCGAGGACCGUGAUGCGUCCACCCACUGGACGUGGUAUCGUGGUGGUGCCGACGGUUUCGAGGGGGGUUCGUAUUUGAGUAUCUGAGCCGGCCAGUAUUUGUUGCUGGCUGCCGUUUCGCGGGCGUAGACAAGCUCCCCUGGUAUAUCCAGUGUCUCGUCAGGUGGAGGCGGGACAUAAGCAGCUUUCUCCGAACGAAUCGACUGGGGUCGAGUGGUUGUUGGCUUUUCCCUCUGAGAAAUUGAAGCCUUGUCUUGCGAUCCCGACUGGUAUCCGGGAAUAUCCCGGGUACUCUGCAUGAAUUGCACACUCGGAAAGUGAUUGGACUGCACUUCGUGCACGGCCCUAGAUACUGCAAGUUGCCAUUGCGCCUCCAGGUUCAUCUUCUGCCGUUUUUUUGGGGACUCGUCCGAUGUCGGUUUCGGAUACGCCGCGUCUUUCGGUUCGCAGAAACGGAUCGCGCGGUCAGAGUCGAAUUCAACGUAGUAGUCUUCCGAGGGCGGGGCGGGCAGCUCGAUUACACGGUCCUCCGCGCGCUCGCCGAUGCGCUCGAACAGCAGGACACGGAAAGGCGUCCUGCUCAGCUCCUGUGAGACGUCAGUCGACGCGACAUUCGCGUGCGGGAAGGCGGCGACGCACGCGACACGGCCACCACAUCCCACUCUCAUCCCUCGGAGCGAACACGUCUCCGUCGUGGUUGACCAAUAUCCAGCCAAACUGGGGAUCUCCGCCCGGGGAGAUGGAGCGGAAAGCACUGCCCCGGAGGGUGCGCGCUGCGUUUAUGGGCGAGGGGGGAUUGGAAAGCGAUGUGAGGCUGGAGUCCCUCCCAUCCGACGCGCGCGAAUCGAGAGACACCGGUCGUUUUCUCCCCGAUGUCGAGUGCGGACGCUGAGUGGCGCUAGCGCUGGCAGGGAUGCCGCUUGCGGACUUGACGGACUUCUGCUUCAAGUUCGGACGACUGAGUGCUCGUCUGACCGGUUUCGCUGGCGAGUGCGGGGGAUCCGAGCGCGUGGGCGACGAGUUCAGUUGGGACUCGAAUUUUGUGGAGGCUUGUCUUGCCGCUUGACGAGUGGCACGAGAGCCAGACGUCCGUUCAGCGCCUGACAUGUGGGGAAGGAGAGAUAGAUGACCUCGGUUAGCGGCAAGUCAGCGAUGCUUCUGCCGAGUGGACAGCUAUGAACGGUCCAGCUAAGAGUUUGGCAACCACAAUCCAGGUGUAUUAUUUGCUUGUCCAUGCAAUUAUGUUUCAAGGACUUCAUGUCGAAGCGCGUCUACGUGUCUAUAUAUCGGUGGAUCGAAAGGAUCCAAUCCCAUGUGUUCAUUGGGGGUCCAGGCUCUGGCCAUCGGAAACCACAUCCGCGUCCUUGGAGGAUCAGAUCUUUGCGCAGCUGUACUAUGGCUUUCGUUAACAGGCCAAGUUGUAAUUCAGCCCGAUGUCUCGACAAGUAUCAAGCAACGAUCAUGAGACACUGUGCAUCACUGUAGAUGACAGCCCAUUCCGUUUUGCGGGUCCAGGAUCACGGAAGCAUCUGGGGCACUAGAAGUCCUUGCGCGGGUACGAUUGCGCAAGGUAUUCUAGCGGGUGAUAGCAAUGUGCAGUCACUUUCGAAAUACUCGCCGCAGCUACUAGAGGCCCUGUCGCCUCAAGACAAGCCAUUAGAUGUCGAAUGAGAGACAUCUAGUUCCUCUCGGUAUGCACCGAUGUUUGACGGCCGAAAUGAGCUCGCAGACAGCAGAAGGAGCGAUGAGUGUGAAGAAGUCGACACAGGGAAGCCGUGACGUCGACGGGCAGGGACUCAGGGAGCAAUCCCAAGGACUAGAAGCAGUCGGCACGAAGAUCGAUGGGGUUGAGGAGGUUAUAAGCUGGCUCUAGCGUGCCCAGAAAGCUUAUUCUUUCUAGCUUUGUUCAAAUUUUCGUCGUGAGCGUUCGUCAUAAACUGGCGUUAACCUUUCUCCGACUGUGACGACAACGGCGGCGAGGUGAAAAUCGAGUGUCAGGCGAAUAUUCAGCGGCUCGUCCUCACCUUUACAUACAACGAUGUCGCAGCCCAGCCAGUUGCCUGCUACUCCCGGCUCACUUCCGAAUUCGAGCGGGGUCCGCAGACACCAUACGAUCUCGGCUGCUUCCAGAGCAGCACGCAACAGCGCCAUAUCGGAAGAAGCUGCUCAAGAGCAGCACUGGAACGAUGACGAUGAGGCUGUCGGAGAGGACUGGGUAGGCGGCGUGGGUGCUGUGGGCGAAAAAUCGGGACUCCACCGGCAGGCUUCUCUCCCGACAAGAUACCACCGAGCCUUCCAACCUCAGGUUUCUGCGCUCUCGAGGUCCGGAAGUUUGACGGCCAAGAACAGUUUGAGUGCCAUCGCCGGGCAUGAAGGCGAUGAAGACGAUUGGGAGGGCGAUAUCCCCUAUGCAGUGGAAGAUAGUCAUGUCACAGGAGAAGAAUUGGAUCCCACCUCUCCUCUUUCCCCGCAUGACGGCCCUUCCCCACCGGCUGCUGGUGCCGGUGUCCGCCGUCACCAGUCUCUUACAUACGGCGCGGCUGCUCGCCAAGCACAGAAGAUACCUGUGACAGGCCUCCGUCGGUCUGGAACGUUGCAGACCCCCCUGCCUCCCCAUCCUCCACCUGCCAAUGCGACAGAAGCUCUCGAACAAGAGCAGGAGGAAUUUGUUUAUCAAGAUGAUCCAGGCGACUUCGACGAGUCUGAAUAUUAUCCCAAACAAGCUGGUCCCGCCAGUCCCGUCAACCGCCUCUCGCCCUGGUCAACGAAUGCCGGUGACUGGCGCGCCCCGAGCAACGGUUUCGCACCAGCCAACGUCGAUGAUGUCCAACGGGCUCUGUCUGCAUUGGAAAUUGGGGCUGGGUACGCGGGCAACGGGAACGCAUACGUUGGCGGCCAGAGCACCCAUCCUCCUCGAUUCAACCCAGCACACCCGCCUCCAGCUCAGGCGCCGGGCAUGCGAAGUGCCGGGGGCGGGAAUGGGAACGGAAAUACCGGGAACGGCAAUGGGGGCCGCAAGAUGGGAGAAUUUGACGGCCGUAAGACACCUGUCGGGCAGCAGCAGCAGCCAGGACCUCCGUAUCAGCCAUACAGUGGUGCCUGGGACCAGCAGAAGGACCCGUCGUUGCGUCUGCGCACGUCCAAUCCGAAUCUCCGAUACAGCUACCAGCAACAGCAGUCCAGCAAAGACCAACCGGUGCCGCCCAUCCCCGCACAGUAUAUGCAGCCACCUCGGCCGACGCAGCAAAACUUUGGCGGCUCCCCUGUCGACGUGCCUAGCCUCAUCGCGGCGAAAGGCUACAACCCAGCGACGUUCGAGCUGAGGCCACAGUAUGCCCGGUAUUUCGUGAUCAAAUCUUACACGGAAGACGAUGUGCACAAGUCUCUUAAGUACGAGAUUUGGAGUUCGACGGAGCCUGGCAACAAGCGGUUGGACAAGGCAUUCAAGGAGUGUAACGGACGAGGCCCAAUCUACCUUUUCUUCAGCGUGAACGCGAGUGGCCAUUUCUGCGGUAUGGCAGAAAUGCUCACGGCUGUAGACUACACGCGAAGCAGUACUGUCUGGGCAUCUGACAAGUGGAAGGGCGUUUUCAAAGUCCGUUGGAUAUACGUUCGCGAUAUCCCCAACUUGAAUCUCCGUCAUAUUAAGCUCAUGAAUACCGCUGAACGAAAACCCGUCACGAACUCGCGGGACACACAGGAGCUGCUUGCUGAAGCAGGGCAAGAAAUGCUUCGGAUCAUCCACACGCACCCUGCCCGGACUUCUCUGCUGCAGGACUUUGCGUUCUAUGAGCUGCAAGCGAUGCAAAAAGUGGCGCAAGGGAGCCCCUCGCCCAGUAGCCCGACAAGCAGUGCUGGGGCACCGACACAUUCUCCGCAGAUGUCGCCGCCGAUGGCUCCCGCUCAAUUCCCGCUGAACCCGAAUGCGUUUAUGGUCCCGCAGAUGACGCCAAUGGUCCAAAUGCAGCUCAUGGGGAUGAACAUGGGCAUGGUGCACCGCACGCGAUGGCGUGCACGGUCCCGCGUCCACCUUCGACCGCACUCUCAGGGACUCUCUCGGCACGCCAUGAGCAGCGACGACGACGCGAAAAACGCGCAGAUUGACGAAAAGGGACUCGAGUCGCCGCCGAGCCUGAGCCGCCAUGAUGAUGGCGCUGCUGCCGCUACCUUGGAGUUGGUCUCUAGGAAGGAGAGACUGUCGAGCGCGUUCACCAUUGCGUGUGCCGGCUUCGCGUUGAUCAGCGAUGGGCUCCAGAACAACAUCAUGUCCCUGACGAACGUGGUCUUCACCCAGCUGUAUGGCUCCGCGGCAUACAAUUCGUUCUGGUCGACUCAGCUGUCCAACUCCCUCACUGUCGGCACGAUUCUCGGUCAGGUUGCGAUCGGCUAUCUGUGCGACGUCAAGGGCCGGAAGUGGGGCAUCGUGCUGUCGACUGUGCUCAUCGUGCUCGGGAUCAUUCUUUGCGCCGCUGCCAAGGGCGCACACGGGAGCUUCCACGGGUUCCUCUGGAUGUUCACGAUCGCUCGUGGGAUCACGGGUCUCGGAGUGGGGGGUGAAUACCCCAGUUCGUCGACCUCUGCUGCGGAAGCGGCCAAUGCGCGCAUGCUCAAGCAGCGAGGACCUGUGUUCAUCCUGGUCACCAACUUGGUCCUUUCGAUGGGCGGACCUUGUGCGAUCAUCCUGUAUCUUAUCGUGUUCGAAGCAGCCGGGGGCCUCUCUGCCAACCUGUCAACCGUCUGGCGCACCGUUUUUGGUAUCAGCGCCGUCCCACCGCUGAUCGUGUUCUAUUUCCGUCUCAAGAUGCUGAAUUCUGAGCUUUAUCGCAAGGGCGCCAUCCAGCAGAACGUCCCACACUUGCUUACGAUCCGGUACUACUGGAGAUCGCUCAUAGGUACGGCGGGGGCUUGGUUUUUGUAUGAUUUCAUUGUGUUCCCGAACGGUGUUUUCUCCGGUGUCAUCAUCUCGUCGUUGGUCAAAGUGCACGGUAAAGAACUCGUGCGCAAGACCGCGGAAUGGCAACUGCUCUUGGGCAUCAUUUCCAUUCCAGGCUGUUUUGUGGGUGCUGCGUUAGUCAACCGCAUCGGACGCAGAAACACGAUGAUCUUGUAUGUCAAGUUGUUUCCCCUCGCAGUCGAUCUGGCGCUCAAGGGCCCGCAGCGGAACAAGGUCAUCAAGAACGUGGCCGGAUUCGUCGUGCUGUACGGGCUGAUGAACAGUCUUGCUAAUGCUGGACCUGGAGACAUGCUCGGUCUCGUCUCUGCGGAAUCCUAUGCCACGGCCGUCCGCGGGACGUGCUACGGCUUCAGCGCCGCCAUUGGCAAGACGGGCGCUGUGAUCGGCACUCAGGCGUUCACGCCGAUCCGCAACAACCUAGGCGCGCGCUGGACCUUUAUCAUUGCGGCCAUCUGUGGGCUCGCGGGCAUGCUCGUGACGAUCUUCUUCAUCCGCAAUGACCUGGGCGGCGAUCUUGCCGAGGAGGAUGCCAGAUUCGCUGCGUUCUUGGAGGCCAACGGGUGGCAGGGAAAGAUCGGCGCGACAGAGUCGAUUGAUAAGCUCAUUGUCGCGGAGAAGGGCGAGAACGAGGAGAAAAAGUGACGGACUGUGCGUAUGUUGCCAGUCGGAUGAAUUAACGAUGUAUGUAGCCCAUACUGUAUUAUCCGAGCAUGCUAUCUCGGUCAGUGAGUUUGGAUUCGUCACAUCCGAGUUGCGGUGCGUAAGUUCUGC